Messenger RNA from Oncorhynchus nerka (sockeye salmon), 3167 nucleotides. RefSeq names its product general transcription factor IIIAa (gene gtf3aa). The coding region runs from base 84 to 1235 and encodes 383 amino acids. The transcript is spliced from 10 exons. Gene Ontology annotation, cellular component: nucleus. The record is from RefSeq and is a predicted model, not a curated record. NCBI's taxonomy places the organism in Eukaryota, Metazoa, Chordata, Actinopteri, Salmoniformes, Salmonidae.
UAGCGGCGUACGGUCUCCUUCCUGUCAACGCCGCACGCGUGUGGGUCAACGCCACAUUGUAGUCCUCGCUUUUUAUUAUUAUAAUGGAAUUAAGUCAGCAAGUACCGCGCAAAAGUUUUAUAUGUUCAUUCUCUGACUGUCAUGCAUCGUACAACAAAGCAUGGAAACUAGAUGCUCAUAUUUGCAAGCACACAGGGCUGAAACCAUUUGUGUGUGAACAUGACGGCUGUGACAAGUCAUUCUGCGACAAGUACCACCUAGCUCGGCACCAGUUGAGCCACAGUGGAGAGAGACCCUUUAGAUGUACAGUAGAUGGAUGCACAGAGGCCUUCACCACAAAUUACAAUUUGAAGAAACAUGUUAAUCGCAAACACAACCAUGAUGAGGAGAAACUGUAUGAAUAUGUGUGUAGCUUUGAGGGAUGUGGGAAAGUGUUCAGGAAGAACAAUCAGCUCAAGUCACAUGAGUGCCAGCAGCACACCAAACUACCUCCCUUUCACUGUACCUUUGAGGGCUGCGAGAAACAAUUCACUUUCCCCAACAAACUACGGCUUCACGAGAAGGUGCACAGAGGCUACCCCUGUGAAAAAGAUGGCUGUUCUUUCAUCGGAAAGACCUGGACUGAGUAUACUAACCAUAGGAGAGACGUACACAGAGCCCUUUUUCAGUGUAAUGAGUGCAACAAGGUGUUUCGCGACACCUGGUUCCUGAAGCAGCACCAGCGUGUCCACGCAGAGGAGCGCCAGGUGUUUAUCUGUCCCAGGGAGGGGUGCCAGAGGUCCUUCACUACGCCAUUCAACCUGCAAAGCCACAUCGGCUCUUUCCAUGAGGAGCUACGGCCUUAUACCUGCCCCCAUGAAGGCUGUGGAAAGACCUUUGCCAUGAAGCAAAGCUUACAACGCCACAGUGUUGUCCACGAUCCAGAAAGGAAGAAACAGAAGAAACCCCGACCCAAGCGAUCCCUGGUUUCCAGACUGAGUGGUUACAAGCCCAAGAAUAACAGUCGUCCAAAGCCCCAUGCAGCUUUGCAAUCAGAAUCCAUUGCAAGGGGUGGACACAGGAUGCACAUGGCAGCUCUUCCAUAUUGGAUGACUUUGGGUUUGGAAAGAAUUCCUGUCAGCACCUCUGUUGCACUAUCUGCUCCAGGGUUGUGUCCUGCCGUCAAAAUCACAAAAGUAUGGAAUGCGUUUGGGUCUUUGCGUGUCAAAAAAGAUACAUGUCAAAUAACACUUUGACGCAUUAAAUAAGAUUUUAAUUUGACACGUCAAUUAAUAAGUAAAUUCUAUUAUUUGCACGUGCAAGCCAAGCGCCACCACUACUAUCAGUAGCACUGUCAAAGUUGUACAAAAAGAGUCUGCAAACAAGCACACGCAGGCCGAGAACGAUGCGUUUACAAGUACCGCGUUAGUAAUAAGGCAUUAUUUGUUCGACUGCUACUUCUGGGAUAGCUAGCUAGAACCAAUACAACCAGCCUGAAAACAAUGACCAGUAGAAACUGCAGUCACUUAAAUGAUUUUUAACAAUGAUUUAGGAAUCCUUGUAAGUAUUAGCUUCGGUAUCCAAUUGUUCGCCUAUAGCCAACUACUUAAUUAACCCUGUUGCCCAAAGCUAAUGUUAUAAGCAGCCAGCUAGUUUAAUAAUCUGGCUAGUAAGGCUCAACCGGACCGGGGUAUGUGUUGUGAAGCUAGCCACAAUAGGAUUAGGCACAAUAAUGGAAUAUGCUGUUUGCCUUCAAAAUAAAAGUACCUCUGAAAGUGAUGCAGAAGGUUACAAUUGGUGGAAUUAAUCAUAUCUAGUCUAAUAUUUAGACUAGAUAAUGUUAAACAAGUUUGGAAUGUGAAGCAAUGAAAUGGGAUAUCAGUCUACUCGGUGACACCCACAUAACACAACCGUGAAGAGUUUACGCAAAUAUUAGCGUUGUAGCUCUUAUCGUGUGACUGAAAUCACCUCCCCGGUCAGCCUAUUGUGUGUAUUGAAAUUCAUAUUGCUCUGUAGAGCUUUACCUAAGGAUUGGGGAUCAAUGAAAUUGGGGAUCAGUUUACUCAAUACCCAAUAUAUUUUUUUCCCAACGUCCUCGAGUUAUCAGACUCCAAAACAUCCAUGCAGUAUUGUUUCUCCUAGGGAAUAAUGUUCAAUACACAUAGGAGGUUGACAAUAAAUGUGGCUCAAUUCAGUUGUCUCGCAAUAAGAGCUACAAUGCUAAUGUUCUCUGGGUGUCACGGAGUAGACUGAUACCCCAUGCCAUUGAUCUACAAUCCAUAGGUAAGGCUGUACAGUGAAACAAGUAUACCCCCAAUGCAAGUCUAAUACAUCCAGUGUGAUUUCAAAAGAUUUGUCAAAUUAUUGUAUUUUGUUGAUUUUAUAUAACAUUCCAACCUCGUGCAUAAUGAUCUAUUCAAUUAUGGAAUAAUUAUACAACUUGUAUUCAUUUGUGUCACUGUCAAUAACACUUUAAUUUUGAAGGCUAACUGCAAAGUCCACUAUUGUGGCUAAUCCUUAUUGUGGCUAGCUUCACAGGUGGGUCUCGACCACCAUUAAUCAAUAAGAACGGUUUUAUAAAUAAGGGUUAUUUUCGAUGACGCCUAGCUAUAGAUACUGAAACAGAUGUCGUUUUGCUAUGUUUUUGGGGAAGAACAUUGUUUGCGUCAUCAGCUAGCUAGCUUUUUUUAAUGACCAGCACUGUAGGUGCGCGAGACAAAUUUACCAGCAUCAGAGCAUACGUAUUGAUGAACCGUUGUGACAUAUCAAACACAAUUGAGUGUAAUGGAUGUGUAAUAACUACAUACAAAAUUAAUGAACGUGUUAAAUUGUGUAACGUGCAGUCAUAUUCAGGUCCUGAUUGGUCAACAAGCUUAUUUGACAUGUUAAAUAGUGUUAUUUGACGUGUAUCUUUUUUGACACGCGAAGACCCAAACAGCGCUCCAUAUAGAAAUACAACAUUAACAUUUGGCUUAUUCCGCAUUUGCACAUCUCAGGAAAAUCAACAUGGAGUCCUUGUACAGACAAUAGGGCACACUCCUUUUUCUGUCCACAAGAAUACUUAUUUAUUUAUGCAUGUCUGAGCCUAGUUUGUUGCUAACGAUUCUCUUUGUUCUGCCAAAGGAAAGUUGUUGUACAUAUACAGAAUUGAAUGUGUAUUUUUGCAAUAAAAAGAGACUUAAAACCAA